Molecule: messenger RNA, 1811 nt
Organism: Ilex paraguariensis (yerba mate)
Lineage: Eukaryota; Viridiplantae; Streptophyta; Magnoliopsida; Aquifoliales; Aquifoliaceae
Source: the annotation of a GenBank genome assembly
CUCGAAAUCAUUUCCAUUGCCGCAGACAUUGGGUUACCCCAGUAAAGAUAUAAAAAACAAGAACAAACACUUGCAAACAAUCCGUAAUAACAGCUAAUGCAUUCCAUUUCCAUGGCCCCCUCUUCUUCUUCUUCCUCCAAACCUUCUCUCUCUCCUCACCAUCCUCCCCACUUCACCCCUAUUCAAGAAGGUAAUGAAGAAGAAGAGUACUCUCAAGGGCGUACAAGUUUCAGAGCAACCACACCAAUUGACUGCACGGACAAAAGAGAGGUCGAUUAUAAGCACCACCCAACACCACUCCAUCAACAUUCUUCUGACAGCAGAUCAGGCAAAGGAUCGACGAGAAAGAGGCCGGAAUCUGAUGAUGGCGCCGGAGACGACAGCGGGAUCUCAUGCAACAAGUGCCGGCCGAGCAAUCGGGAGAAGAUCUCAGUGGUUCCUCUGGACAACAAUGCUGUUAGCAGAUCAUCAACGGUGAGCCCAAAUGGUAUAUUCAAGUCGAUUUUCUCUUCUUUGGUGAAGAAAAGCCCGAGGUCAUCGGAUGGGUCAAACACGACGCCAUUGGAGGACCAGUGGAAGCUUGCAGUGACGGAGCUUUCACAUAAACUCAAACAAGCUACGAGGAAGCGUGAUGAAGCUAUUCUUGAAGCUUCAAGGCUAAAAUACUCCAUGUCAGAGCUUGAAAAGAAGCUAAACAAGCUUGAAAUUUACUGUCACAACUUGAAAUCUGGUCUCGAAGUGUGUAGUGGUAAUUCAAAUUCACUACACCAAAUCAAUAAAACCUAUAUCAACAAUCACAGUAUAGCAGUAGGUGAAGAAGACAAAGUGAUUGAACAUUUCCUGGUUUCAGUUUCUGAGGCUCGUUCUUCUGUCAGGCUUCUGAGUCGUUCAUUAACGAUUCAACUACGACAAAUGGGUGGCAAAGUUCAUGAUCGGAUCUCCUCAGUUCUUCAGCCUUAUGACAUCAAAAUUUCUCUCUCCAAAAACCCACGAAGCAUUCUUUUCUUCCUUGAAGCUCUGCUAAACAAAGCUUUCUACGAAGACUUCGAAUCAGUCGGAUUUCAAAAGAGUUCUCCAAACCAAAUCUUGAACCCCAUCGAUCGUUGUGAAGUCAAUUUUGCGUCAUUCAACCGUUUACAAGGGUUGACAUGGGAAGAGGUUUUGAACAAAGGGACUAAGCAUUUCAGUGAAGAGUUCAGCAGGUUUUGCGACAGGAAGAUGAAUGAGAUCGUGGCUAUGCUUGGUUGGAACCGAGCGUGGCCCGAGCCACUGUUACAAGCCUUCUUUUGUGCGUCCAAGAACGUGUGGUUGGUGCACCUUCUGGCUAACUCGGUGCACGCAAGUUUACCCAUCUUCCGAGUUGACAAGGGAGUGAGUUUUGACUCGGUUUACAUGGAGGACAUGGGUGGUGACAAGGCUCGGAAAUUGGUUCCUACCCUGGUUCGGAUCAUGGUGGCACCUGGGUUCUAUGUCUAUGACAAUGUUGUCAAGUGCAAGGUGCUUUGCAGGUACUACAACAACACUAGCAAUGGCCAUGAUAGCAAUGAGAAACCUUUAGCGCCGUCACCUGUAUAACAACUUAUCAAAUUAUGGUACUUUUAUGACUUUUUUUUAAUUCUAUUGUGAUUUGUAAUUUACGAGGGCUUACACUUUUCGAUAAAAACCAUUACAAGUAUGUGGAAUUGAUCAACCCUGCUUUGAUAUAGAUAACAAUAGAUUAAAAAAAAUAAAAAUUCAGAAAUCAUGGUAUAGAAGAUGGACUAAAGUUAUAAAGGAACCAUAAUUUGAUAAAGCCUCCUUCAACACCCUUA